GAACUCAUAAGUCAACAAUAAGAAAACAACUUGAUUAAAAAAUGGGCCAAAGCGGCCCUCCUCGCCAUUUCUGUAAUGGCUGCUUCGUGGAAGGCGGUGUCACGCAGAAGCUCUUAGUCUCAGCAUCCGGAGCCCCAAGAAAGGAGUAUUUCAAGUCAGAUAGAAUUAGACAUAUAUCGUUUCUUUGAGACCUUCAGCCCUCAAGAUCCAGCCACUUGAAGACCCCAGCAUCAUGACCUCAGUUUCAACUCAAGUGUUCUUAGUCCUCAUUUCACUGCUUUUGGUGCUGCCUGUUGUUGAAGCAGUAGAAACUGGAGAUGCAGUUGCUCUCUUGUUAGGUGUGGUACUCAGCGUUACAGGCAUUUGUGCUUGUUUGGGGAUAUAUGCACGAAAGAGAAAUGGACAGAUGUGACUUUGAAGAGCCUCCUAAAUCAAACCUUGCCCUGAAAAUCUUUGUGCUGUUGAGGCUAAAAACAGAGCUUUGGUGUCUAGAAGUUCCCAAGAAAUAGUGAAUAGGGUAAAUUCACAUUCUUAAUUAACUGUUUCACUAUAAAUGGGAACAAAUUGAUAUAUGUUAAAUGGAAAGAAAAGUUUCCCAACAAAUGAUGUACUGACAAAUGCAGUCUAUAAUUUGUAUUUGCUGCUUAGAAAG
This is a messenger RNA of Equus caballus (horse), 652 nucleotides long. Its product is annotated as small integral membrane protein 30. Lineage: Eukaryota; Metazoa; Chordata; Mammalia; Perissodactyla; Equidae. The record is from RefSeq and is a predicted model, not a curated record.